CUACGUUCUUGAUCCUAGUAAAUACCGAAUUCUACUCUAGCGAAUACAGAAUGUAUCUUAUCGGGGGAGCUUCGCGGUAGGUAGGCGUCGUCGAACGAGCCCACCGUAGCUAACGAGCGCGAGUGAUACAUCAACAACAACAUGCUUGACGAUAUGACGAUUGUUGGUACAACAUGGUGAAAUUAAUCUGACUUUUCAAAUAUGUGCAGACUGCAUUGAAUAACUAUGACUUUUCUUGAUACCGCAUGUUAGUUUUUUUUUUUUACAAGUUUUGUGUAGGCCUUGGCUUGAGGCUUGCUAUUUGAGGCUUUUAAUUAGUUUUUUAUGCCAGGCGCUGCACUGGUGAUGCCGAGUCAAGUCAAAGUGAGACUGACAAUGAUGAACCGAAUAUGACUUUAUGAGCCUAGAAUAAUUACUUAUUUUAACUGGUUCACAAACCUGUUGACAAGUUAAGCAAAAGGAAUCGGGCUAUGCCAUCAACACCAUGACAAUGGAUACAAAUAAGAGGAACACCAUGAUAAAUCUCAAAUUAAUUCUGACUGUGAUGAUCAUCAUUUUUCUACAAUGUUGGGAAGCUACUUCUCUGUCGUCUGCUCCAGCUCCUAGCCGUUGCAUAUUUGAUGAAGUUCAAAAGCAUCAAAACGUAGAAAGAACACUUAUAAAAUACCAUCCAGGUGAUGUAAGCGCAAAAUCAAAGAGGUCAGUAGAAGAAGAAGCAAAUGCCUACCAGCCAAUCAGAGUGAAGACGUUUGUCCAGAAUGAGGAGCAUCUGAUGGACUCCGUGCAGGUUGAAAAACUAGAGACCAUCAUGGCUGGUGCAACAUCUGUUGUUCAAAAACUUCUGUCAGUUUACCCUGUGCAAGGCCCACUGCUAAUAGAUCGCUCUGAAGCAGCUUGUAGAACUACAUACAACGGUGGACAAAACGAUGGAAAAUGUGCAGAAAUUUCACCAAAUUAUAGAGAACAGUGUCUGGAUAAUUUUGAGAUUCCUGAUGAUCAUCUGGAGGGUCUAUGGACAUGGGAUGCCAUUAAUUCAGAACCUGCAGUAACCCAUUUUGAAGAAGGAUCUGGUAUUCCUAAUGCAGAUGUUGUGCUGUAUGUCAAGGCUGAGCAUACAACACGUUGUAAUUCAGGGGAUGUGUUUGCAUAUGCAUCAUUCUGCAAGCAGGAUCAGUUUAGCAGACCAAUUGCUGGAGUAAUCAACUUUUGUCCUGACCCUCUUCUGAGUGAGGAAUAUGAUCAAGACAAAUUUACUCUGCUUGCCCUGCAUGAAGCGUUUCAUGUUCUUGGAUUUUCUACAAGUCUUUUUGACCAGUUUCAAGAUUGUAGUGUAUGUGAAGAUGGACUCGAGUGCGAGACAAGAGAGGAUGUUGUGAGAGUGGAUGCCGGUGGGCAGUCUAGACUCCACACCCCAGCAGUCGUGGCUGCAUCUCAGAUUCAUUUUGGCUGCACCGAAGAGGAAGAAAUGGGUGUUCCUCUGGAAAAUUUGGGUGGAGAAGGGGUAUCAUCGCACUGGGAAACACGAUACAUGUAUGGUUCUGUCAUGGCCCCUGCCAUCCUACAGGCGCACUCAACCUUUCUGGACAACAUGACUCUGGCUGUAUUUGAGGAUUCUGGCUGGUACAAGGUGAAUUAUGAAUACGCCGGGGAUUUCCCCUGGGGUAAGGACCAAGGCUGCGAGUUUGGCUCGGUCGAAUACUGCGCUACAAACUUCACCCAGUUCUUCUGUAAUGAAAGUAUAUCAGGUUGUGACUAUCUGGGACUGAACAAAGCUACCUGCACUACUAACAUAUAUCUGGAUGGAUGUAAAAUUUAUUGGCCAGAUUCAGAGAAUCAGUGUGUGCAUUCAUCCAGUAGUGUGAAUCUCAAUGAAACUGGUGAAAUUACUGGACCCGACAGCAGAUGUUUUGCGUCAAAUUCUCUUUUGGAGGGAACAUGUACACCAGGGGAUUUAGAAGGGAGAUGUUAUGCAACCAGAUGUGGGAAUUCUUCUGAGUCGUAUGAAAUUCGUCUCUUAGACUCGGAUUGGAUUCCAUGUCCAGCAGAGACAAGUAUUCAAGUGCCUGGCUAUGAAGGGGAGGUUCACUGUCCUCCUGCAGACAUUGUCUGUAAGAACCAUUCCUCUCUUGUGAGCCUGGUGGAUCAACCCUGUCUGACCUGCACAACGCCACCUGCUACUUCUACUGCUACUACAUCAACAACUCAGACUUCCCCAGGUGAAGUUCCAGGUGAAUUAAAUUUCUCCCUAGUGUUCAACGACCUUGCAUACUCAGAGGUCGACGAGGGGUCAGAGGUCAAUGACUUCAAGGGAGUCCUGAUUGGGCGCAUAGCAGAAACGGUCCAGCUUACCCAAAAUCGCAUUGAGAUUCUGGACAUUAUUGCAGGAAGUGUGAAAGCCUUUGUCUGCAUCACACCACCCAAGGAAGGAGACUCCCAAGUUUCCCCUGAGGAUGCCUACAACAACCUCUCUAAUGCUGUAAUGUCAGGAGAGUUUAGUAUUGAAUAUAACAGCAACAGUUAUGCUGCCUCAGCCAUCACACUCUUAGUUGUUGACAACCAGACCCCUACCCAGUCAUCAACCGCCAUGCCACCGACCGUACGCUCAUCCCCUAUCACCCCUCUCACUAUCAUCGUGUUGUCCAUCAUUGCUGCGCUCUUUGUGACCACCUUCCUGUCUGUCUGUGUGUGGAAGAACAAGAAGACGGCCACCACCAUAGCCCCCGCCCCGGGGGCCACCCCCAGAGAGGGGGCGUUACCGGGGGAGGUUUACAUGGUCAGGAAAGGGGAGCGCACAAGGGGGGACAUGACUGCAGCCACAUCCACAUGAUACACUUUCUCAUCCUGACUCUGCUCUUUAUGACAUUUUACUGCCUCUGUGUGUGUGGAAGAACAAAAUGACAGCCAUGGCUGUAGUCCCUGCCCCAGGGCUACCACAAGGGAUG
This is a messenger RNA of Strongylocentrotus purpuratus (purple sea urchin), 2942 nucleotides long. Its product is annotated as leishmanolysin-like peptidase 2. Gene Ontology annotation, cellular component: membrane; cytoplasm. Gene Ontology annotation, biological process: proteolysis; cell adhesion. The transcript is spliced from 17 exons. The record is from RefSeq and is a predicted model, not a curated record. Lineage: Eukaryota; Metazoa; Echinodermata; Echinoidea; Camarodonta; Strongylocentrotidae. Bases 485 to 2827 code for a protein of 780 amino acids. Gene Ontology annotation, molecular function: metalloendopeptidase activity.